Messenger RNA from Orbicella faveolata, 1165 nucleotides. Its product is annotated as stromal interaction molecule 1-like. NCBI's taxonomy places the organism in Eukaryota, Metazoa, Cnidaria, Anthozoa, Scleractinia, Merulinidae. Gene Ontology annotation, biological process: intracellular calcium ion homeostasis; activation of store-operated calcium channel activity; store-operated calcium entry. Gene Ontology annotation, cellular component: endoplasmic reticulum; plasma membrane. Gene Ontology annotation, molecular function: calcium ion binding; calcium channel regulator activity; protein binding. The record is from RefSeq and is a predicted model, not a curated record.
GCCAGGCUUAAAGGGAUGUUUGCUAACGUAAUUUGGCUUGAAUGGCUUAGAGUAAAAUUUUGAGUUACUGAAAUUUUGAUGUUGUAAAUGGAAGUUAUUUCUGAGCUGAGCCAGGGAGUUAGAAAAGUAAAAUUUUCCGAAAAUUUCCGAAUAUUUACGAAGAUUUUCGUGUCAUUCCUCCGCAUCCGAGAUGUCAUGCGAAAUGUACAAGGACUCAGGAGUCAUCAAAACGAGUCAGCGCAAACAUGGUGGAAUCAAGUUGACCCAUAGCGGCCUUUCGGCACCAAAUUUUUAUCAGGAGGUUUACGUUUACCACAGACAGGAUGACACUGAUAUCAUGCCUUAUCAAACUGUUAUUGGUUGUUUUCUUGACGAGUGGAAUUUCCAAGACGGGUCGCGGUCAAACGAACACUGGUUUGGAAAAUUUGACAGAAAGGGAAAAGUUGAACCUUGAAGCAAUCACCAAAAUACACUUUCAUUUGGAUGAUGAUAGGAAUGGAAAGGUUGACUUGAGUGAAUCAAAUGAGUUUAUGCGAGAUGAACUACAAGUUACUGAUGAGGAACGACACUCACACUUCCAUGGAAAUGAUGACUUGAUCUCUGUGGAUGAACUUUGGCAAAGCUGGAUACAGAGUGAUGGUCAGGAUUAGCUUCAGUAUUAAUAAAUAAUAAGGAACUUUUAAGAGCGCAGUUGUUUUUGAGAGGCAGAUGUAAAGCUGAAGUCAUAUAAUUGUUUUCUUUUCUUUGGCCUGUAUUAAUUAAUGACCUUUUGUUAAAAAUUUCAGCUUGUAAAUAAGAUUAUGCUAAUAAAAACAAGAGCUAUUCAAUAAAAAUUUUGGUGGGGGAAGAGUCAAUGAGAAAUGCAUCAGAAACAAGACCAUAAACUUCCAACUGACAUCUGUGCUUAAAAACAACUGUACUUACUGUAAGCUCUUUAUUACACUGAAGCAUUCUUGUAAUAGUAACUGUAAUUGCAUUCAUUUGACUUUCCAAUUAUAAUUCUCUAAAUAAAUUUGUUGCAAAAUGCAAACCAUAUUUCUUGCCUUGGAAUGUGACACUGUCCUGUGAAGCCCUGAUUUUCCAACCAUAAUCAUCAUUAUAUGUUCAAGGCCUGGUUCACACUAGUGACAUAAUGACAAAACAACAGCAAGGUCUUGUAAAGGAA